AAAAAUAUAUACACAGGUGAACGUGAAACUGGAAAUCAGAGAAAUCUUGAACCAAAUAGCAGAUGAUAUAAAAUCAUGAUAAAAAGAGGUGCAUAUAUACAAAUGAUUCAUUCUUCAUGGAUUGAAAAAUGCUAGCUAGAACAUGUACGAAUAUGACUCUGGAUUCCUAAUUCUGUUGGAGGAACCAUAUGGCAUCUGAGGAUUAUUUUUGUAAAUACUGUGCACUGGAGUCACAAGGACUAGAAGAUCCAUUUGCCUAUCAGUUAGACUCGGAGAAAAAAAAUUACAGAGAGAUUUUUCCUGAACUUCUUCACCAAGAUUUCUAUUCCAAAUCUGAGUACAUUUGUUCAAAACAUCGCCAUGGAUCCGUGCACCAUUCAGGCUUUGUACAAAAAGCAGGUAAAAGUGGAAAUGUGAAUGUGUCAAAUUUUAAAUACAAUAUUGCUAAUCCUGUGGCAAGGGAAGAAAGAAAAAAAGUUGAAGAGAGGACAUUGCACAAACAUGGGGAAGUAAUUCCAAAACCUAGUACAUCAAAAGCACCAUCACCAGUUAUGGAUAUUGGUAAUGCAAAGUCACAGGGACCAUUAGUAAGGAGUUCUAGUAACAAGGGUCUAGGACGACCAGGUUCCUCACACCGUCAGUGCUGCUGCUGUUCUGAAUUCCAUCAUCAUACUUUCGAAUCUCCAGAAUUUUACAUUCCCAAGGAUGAUACUUGCUCAAAGUUGGAAGAAACUCUUUCAAAAAAUCACCAUGAAGUGGUAUUAGCAAAUGAAACAUUCCUUAACAUUAGCAAUGCAUUUUGGUAUCCUAGCUUGUGUCUUAAUCAGUUUUCUUCAGAAUUUUUAUACACAAACUUUGAGUCUUUAUGGCCAGAGGAGAGUGUGUUGCGCGACAUUUUACGGGACAGUAUUCAAAACACAGUCUUGCGAUCAGCAAUUCCUCAACUUACAAAGGUUGCUAUAGUGUGUGGACCAGUAGACAUGUUAAAAUCUCUCAUCUCUCUAUCUUUAGUUAGACUUGACACCUCUAUAGGAGAAGAAGCAGGACUCUUACAUUAUGCCUGUCUCUUCAAGAGGCUGGAUAUUAUAAGUUACUUAACCAGCUUAGGAAUCCACCCAAAACUCAAAGACAAAUAUGGAAAUUUUGCGGAUGCUCUGUGUUUUAGUUCCAAAGUGUACAAACAUCUUCCCAGCAAAUAUCAUCUAAGUCAUAUCAUGUGCCCCUCCCCUAAACUUCCCAGCGCUCAGGAUAGAAAUGUGAUCUUCACCCUGGCCAAGUCACCAGGGUCACUUUACCAGAUUCAGAGAAUGUUACAGAUGUUUGAGUUCAAUGUGAACACGGAAUGUGAUGAGACUGGAAACUUCCUGAUACACCUGGUCACUGAAACAGGACUAUGUCAGCUACCUCUUAUAUACAGUCUACGACAUAUACAGCAUGCUGACAUAGAGCUCUGUAACUCUGAUGGACUGACUCCACUAAUGAUAGCAGCCAUAGAGGGAGCCAAUAUACUCUGUGAUGUCCUUAUAUGUGUAUUUGGAGCAGAUCCCAAUAAAAGUAAUGUUCACAAUGGUCGUACAGCGUUACAUUACGCCACCCAGUACAAUCACGUCAGUGUUGUAGGAACUCUGAUCAAGAGGGGAGCUGAUUUCAACAAGGAUGAUUAUCAGGGGUUACGACCUGAUGACCUCAAUGUCAGUGUCUAUCACCAUGACGACUGUCAGGACAUCAUUACAUCACACAGGGCACAGAGAAUCAAACACCUCUCAGAAGUUAUACAGAGUGGGAUGCUUAAGAAAACAGAUUUGUGGGAGUCAGAUACCAAUGCCAUUGAUGAGAACAAUUUCACUCUUUUGAUGAUGGCAGCUAUUUUUAACAGACUUGAGAAUGUUAAAACCAUUCUGGAAGUUAGUAAAAACUCCAUUAAUGCUCAGUAUUAUCAGCUGAGUGAGGAGGCUGGCUCUGAAUACAUCACGGGGAUGACAGCUCUAAGUAUGGCUGCCAUGAAAGGAAAUGCUGAUGUAGUCCGUCUCCUUCUAUUAAAGGGAGCUAAUCCUGUGAUCUCAGACAUAAAUCAGUUGUUUCCCCUUCAUCAUGCAGUGUUGAACAACCAGCAGGAAGCAGUAAAAACAAUUCUGGAGUUCUUCCCAUCAUCCUACUGGGGGUUGUUCGAUGCCAUGAAAAUGAGCAAGAAGACAAACAUUCACAGUAUUAUAAAACAAGCCUGGCAGAGGAGACAAGAAGAGAUUGUGAGUCCAGGUCUGUUUGAGUCCUGUAUGUCAGGAAAGGCUGAGCAAUUAUACUGUUUAUUAGAGGAAGGGGAUAAUGUAGACCCAAAGAGUGGUGUAGGAAAUUGGCCCUUGUUUUUAGCUGUGGAAAAUGGACAUUUAGACAUUGUUAGACUUCUGUGUCAGAAAGGAGCGGACAUUCGUAAGCGAUACACCCCUACUGGAUCCACCCUCCUACACACAGCGGCUUUAAUGGGUCGUGUGGAGGUGAUGGACUACCUGUUAGAGCUGUGCCGCCCCCUGAAGAAGAGCAGUGAGGAGUACAAGUCUGGUUACUUCCACCGCGGACUGGACAUCAACGCAGUCAAUAAGGAAAAUAAAACAGUGCUCCAGGUCGCUGCUGAAAAAGGAUAUUUGAAGAUUGUUAAGUCCCUCCUCUUACAUGGAGCCACUACCUCCCUGUUGGAUGCCAAUGGCAGCCUUUUCUGUCUCUCUGAAUUCGGAGGAGUUUGGCAAGAAAUCAGUGACCACAGACAAAGACAUUCCAAUCAUAUCUUUAAUUUCAUUACUCAGGACUCCAAGAAAAACUUUGCAGCUCUCAUGAAAAUAUGGCUGCCUGGAUUUGACCACAAUCUGCGAGACAAGGCGGGGAAUACCCCGCUGAUGGUGGCUUGUCAGGUGGGAGUACAGGAAAUCAUUGCCUUCCUACUGCAAUCUGCUGUCUACCCACAAUCCUUGUUUGAAGAGGAUGAUGCCAUAUCUACUUAUGAUGACAAUGACUCGGGGGUCCAGGAAGCCAUCUCACCAUCAGCCAAUAAGAAACCUUAUGCUUCCUACACAGAUGAUGAUUUACUGAGAAGUUUUGAAUUCUCUCGUGAUUAUGGCCAUGAAACUUUUGUCCACAGACCAGACCAUGACUUGGCAUCAAGUCGCCUAGAAACACUAUUAAAUGAUGUGGAAAAGCCUAAAGGACUCUCGAUCAUUCAUGAUGGACUCGUAAGUCAUGUCUGUGCAGUAAAUCCCAGUACUGGUUGUACCGCUCUUCAUCUGACGAUGGAGAAGGGAGAUAACUCUAAGAUUGUCUCCCUUUUGUUGGAGGCUGAUCCCAGCUGUGUGAACAUCCAGGACAACAAGGGACUGAGUCCCCUCCAUUACGCCUGUAAACUGAAAAGGAAGAAAUGUGUGGAAGUCCUUCUGAGUGUGGAUGAGAUAGAUGUCAAUCUACUGUCACUGAAUGGAGGACUAGCAGAGGACAUGACCACUGAUAAAUCGAUCAUCAAACUAAUCCACCAUCACAGGAAGGGGCAACCUGUCAGACAAAGGGUAGAACCCAGAGGGACAGCCCCCUCAUCUGUCUCAGACUUCUGCCUCCGGUCAACACCCAGCACUCAAAUGGCUUCCAGUGUCAACUUUGAGAAAAUUCAGGGAAGAUUUGAAGCUUUGAAAAGGCAGAAAAAAGACUAGACAGCUGAGUUGAUUCUUUUAGAAUAUUUAUU
This is a messenger RNA of Saccostrea cuccullata (small rock oyster), 3721 nucleotides long. Its product is annotated as ankyrin-2-like. Gene Ontology annotation, molecular function: protein binding. NCBI's taxonomy places the organism in Eukaryota, Metazoa, Mollusca, Bivalvia, Ostreida, Ostreidae. The record is from RefSeq and is a predicted model, not a curated record. The coding region runs from base 189 to 3689 and encodes 1166 amino acids. The transcript has 23 exons.